This is a messenger RNA of Ctenopharyngodon idella (grass carp), 3997 nucleotides long. Its product is annotated as nuclear factor 7, ovary-like. The record is from RefSeq and is a predicted model, not a curated record. The transcript is spliced from 6 exons. Gene Ontology annotation, molecular function: protein binding; zinc ion binding. Lineage: Eukaryota; Metazoa; Chordata; Actinopteri; Cypriniformes; Xenocyprididae. Bases 1049 to 2407 code for a protein of 452 amino acids.
AUUUUGGCUUUUAUCACUACUUAUGUUUGUCUUUCUACAGAAAAAAAAAUAUUAACAAAAUCAAAAAUAUGAGCCGGAGAAGUUUACGAAAUUUGGUUGAUUUGACAUGGAAUGACUCUAUUCAUUUGUGUUAUAUGGACUCAGAUAUGGAUUACCUUUAUUCUUGUUUAUUUGAAGACAGUCAUAUGCAUUUGGGAUGAGUAAAAGAUUUUUAUUUUUGAGUGGACUACCCCCUUAACAUUCAUAUGCUGUCAGUAUGCUAUUCCAAGAUAAGCACUAUUUCCAAGGAAUGCACAUGAAGCACAAGGUGUCACAGAUUAGCACAAACACAACUCACUCAAAUACAACAAACUGGCAAAACAUGAGGGAAGGAGAACACAAUAAAUAGGGAGCAGAAAACAUGAAGAACAGGUGAGCUCAAUCAGUCAAUAAAGACUUCACGAGGGCUUAAACAAAGGGGACAUUAAACAAAGAAACAUUAAACCAAGGCACAUUAAACCAAGACAAGACAGACAGAACAGACAAAUGAAACCCUGAAACCCUGGAGAAACUCUCUGAGAUUCAAACACACUCAACAACAAAUAGAGUGCAAUAAACAAAACACAAGUUUCUUGAGUCUUGUUAUUAUCAAUAUUUGUUUGUAUCAAGGUUUUGUAACAUUAUACUAGAUAGUUUCAAUGUAAGUUAAUUUUGAAUGCAUUUUGUUUAAAUGUAACCUGAAUAAAUCCUGAUAUUCCUGUUUGAACUGUUAAAACAUGAUUUAACAUGUUUAAACACUCACAUGAUCAGAAACAUCACCCUCUUACAAAACUUACCAAGAAGGGACUGACUUGUUUCUCCUGCCAUACCGACUCUCUUCUCUUUCAACAAAAGCAUAAAAGAAUCAGCAAUCAAUGAAGAAGGAAGAGAAACACACUCAUUGAGGAUUUUUGAGAAGUUUGUUUCUGAACAGACAGCAGAUCCUUGUAAUUCUUGUGGUUAUUAAUUUUUGAAACCAUCGUUCAGAAAGUUAAAGUAAAGUUUAGAUUGCUGGAGCUCAAACAGUGAAAUGGCUUCACUAAAUGUAUCUGCAGAAGAACUUUCUUGUGCCGUGUGCUGCGAAAUCUUCAAGGCUCCUGUUGUUUUAUCAUGUAGUCACAGUUUCUGUAAAGAGUGUCUUCAACAGUUCUGGAGAACCAAGAAAACUCAGGAGUGUCCUGUCUGCAGUAGAAGAUCCUCAAGAGAUGAUCCUCCAUGUAAUCUCGUGUUAAAAAACUUGUGUGAGUCGUUCCUGACGGAGAGAAAUGAGAGGCGCUCAUCAGGGUCUGAGGACGAGGUCUGCAGUUUACACAGCGAGAAACUCAAACUCUUCUGUCUGGAGGACGAACAGCCUGUGUGUUUAGUGUGCAGAGAUUCACAGAAACACAUCAAUCACUCAUUCAGACCCAUCAGUGAAGUUGUUCCUGCAUAUAAGAAGGAGCACAAUACAGCAUUGAAGUCCUUACAAGAGAAACUUAAACACAAAGAAAGCAUUAAAGGAAAAUUUGAGAAAACAGUUCAACACAUCAAGUCUCAAGCUGAGCACACGGAGCAGCAGAUUAAACAGCAGUUUAAGAAGCUUCAUCAGUUUCUCAGAGAUGAAGAAGAAGCUACAAUCACUGCACUGAGGGAGGAAGAGGAGCAGAAGAAGCAGAUGAUGAAGGAGAAGCUGGAGGAGAUGAACAGACACAUCUCAGCUCUUUCACACACAAUCAAAGACAUGGAGGAAAUGAUGAAAGCCAAUGAUGUCCGCUUUCUGAAGGAGUUUCCAGUCUCAGUGGAAAGAUUCCAGAUCUCACAGCCGGAUCCACAGAUGCCUUCUGGAGCUUUGAUUCAUGUGCCACGUUACUUGGGAAACCUGCAGUUCAGAGUCUGGAAGAACAUGCAGGACAUUGUCCAAAACACUCCUGUGAUCCUGGAUCCAAACACUGCAAAUCCACGUCUCGUCGUGUCUGAUGAUCUGACCAGCGUAAGAUGGAGCGAGAACAAACAGCCGCUUCCUGAUAAUCCAGAGAGAUUUGACAUCUACGAGUGUGUUCUGGGUUCAGAGGGUUUUAACUCAGGAACACACUGCUGGGAUGUGGAGGUUAAAGAGAGUUCAGCCUGGAGUCUUGGAGUAACUACAGCAUCAAACCACAGAAAGGGAUGGGACAGGAACACUGAUGUCUGGUGGGUGCAGUAUGGACUGGGUGAACGGUUUGGUUUUCCUGUUGAACAGAAGCUUGAUCAUGUGAGAGUUGAUCUGGACUAUGACAGAGGAACGGUGUCAUUCUCUGAUGCUGUAACUAAAACACAUCUACACACAUUCACAACCACCUUCACUGACAAAGUCUUUCCAUUCUUCUAUACUCUUUACCCUUUAAGGAUCUUACCGGACAAUAGUCAGUAAACGUUACACCUGUAGGUCUGGAUCGAUCUGCUUUCAUCUUUUACAGUCAUCAUGUUUCCAAUAUUUGUAUAUGUAAAUCUUCUCAGAAAUGCUCUUAAAGGGAUAGUUUACCCAAAAAUGUUAUUAAUUAUUUCAUCAUUUACUCACCUUCAUGUUGAUCCAGUCCUGUAUGAGUUUCUUUCUUCUGCUGAACACAAAAGAAGAUAUUAUGAAGAAUGUGGUUAACCAAACAGUUUCUGGUCCCCAUCGAUUUCCAUGGCAUUUUUUCCAUACCGUUAGUCAAUGGGGACCAGAAACUGUUUGGUUAACCACAUUCUUCAAAAUGUGAUGGAUGUGACGCUUUCCACCAUCCUCGCUAGUUUUGACGAUGAUCCAGAAUCCAGCAGAACUUCCUGGAGUUUUGUCCAUGCUGCGUCUGAAGGAAGAACACGGACCAACGUUCUACAACAUUCAGUCACCAAAUUCAUACAUAUACUUGUCUGGACCAGGGUUUUAAUUUGGGUCCAAAGACCUCCAUGGGGCCGCAAGGAAAUUCUAGGAGGCCCGUAAAAAAUGUUUAAAGAAACGUUUAAUUAUUAAAAUUAAUAAUUAUUAAUUAUUAAAGUUUAAUUAUUAAUAAUUAAAAUAUUAAAACAAAUAAAUUAGAAAUAAUAAGAUUAAUAUAAAUAAAUGAACAAAAAUAGAUUUGAGUGAAUGAAUGAAUGAAUAUAUAAAAAAUAGAUUAAAAGUGUUAGGGGUUCUCUAAAUGUUUAGUGGAAAAAGUCUAAAAAAUUAUAAAUGAUAAAAUUAAUAAAUUAAUAAACAAAUAACAAAAUGGUUGACUAGAAUAAAUCAAUAUACAUCAGAUUAAAAAUCAAAUAAAUAAAAAAUAAAAAUUAGAUUAAAAUAAAUAGGGUAGGAGGUUCUCUAAAUGUUUAGGGAAAAUUGUAAAAAUGUAAAAAAUAAAUCAAUAAUAAGAUUAAUAUAAAUGAAUAAAAAAUAGAUUUAAUAGAAUAAAUAAAUAAACGGAUCAAAAUAAAUAAAUAAAAUUAUAAUAAAACAUAGAGUAGGAGGUUCUCUAAAUGUUUAAAAAUCAACAUUAAAUAAUAAGAUAAUAUAAAUAUAAACAAAUAAUUUUUUUUUAAUUGAAUAAAAAAAUAACAUUAUAUUAAAAUAAACAAAUAAAUACAUAAAAAUAAAAUUUAGGGGUAAAAUAGGGGUCUGUUUAUUUUUCUCCAUCUCUCUAAAAAAUGCUGGGUUAUUUAUUUUUAUUUUUAUUUUUUUAUUUUUUUUAACCUAAAUGAUGAGUUCAGGCUGUUGGGUCAUUUUUAUGUAGUCGCAUUUUUAUGUAGUCAUUUUUGUGUUGUGUGUUAGUUUGCUCCUGCGAUCUCAUAUGUUACCUUGUGAAUUAAUAAAGAAGUGUUUGUUUGGAUUCUACUGUGUCGUGUGAUUACUAGCAUGGCAAUUGGAUUCUUUUUAAUAUUUUUACCCAGGUGCUAGGCCAUUUACUGUCAAUACAAGUGCUGGGUCGAUUUAACCCAAUGUUGGGUAGUCUGUGCCAAUCCAGUUAAAACUUUACAUUUGUCAAAGUCAUUUUAUUACUGUACGAAU